AUGGGAAUGGUUAACACAAUGCUCAUAUUAUUAUUGUUCAUUUCAUCGAUCCAUUUAGGAACAACAACAACCACUACAAAUCUAUUCAGAGAAUACAUAGGGGCUGAUUCCAACAACGUUAAAUUCUCAGAUGUUCCAAUCAACCCAAGUGUCCAGUUCCAUUUCAUUCUCUCCUUCGGUAUCGACUACGACACCUCAUCUUCUCCAUCUCCCACCAAUGGAAACUUUAACAUCUUUUGGGACAUGGAUAACCUUAGCCCCUCCCAAGUUUCUUCCAUCAAAAACCAAAACUCAAAUGUCAAGGUAGCUCUCAGUCUUGGAGGAGACAGUGUUAAUGGUGGAUAUGCUUAUUUCGAUCCAUCUUCGGUUGAUUCAUGGCUCUCUAAUGCAGUUUCUUCACUCACUAAAAUAAUCAAAGACUACAACUUGGACGGAAUUGAUAUCGACUAUGAGCAUUUCAAAGCAGACCCUGAUACGUUUGCACAGUGCAUUGGAAGGUUAAUCCAAACUCUUAAAACAAAUGGAGUCAUAAGUUUUGCUUCUAUUGCUCCUUUUGAUGAUGAUCAAGUUCAGAGUCAUUACUUGGCCUUAUGGAAGAGUUAUGGACAUGUUAUAGAUUAUGUUAAUUUCCAAUUUUAUGCAUAUGAUAAAGGUACAACUGUGUCCCAAUUUAUUGAUUACUUCAAUAAGCAGAGUUCAAAUUAUAAUGGUGGGAAAGUGUUGGUGAGUUUCAUUAGUGAUGGGAGUGGUGGAUUGUCUCCAAGUGAUGGAUUUUUUAAGGCAUGUCAAAGGCUAAAGAGUCAGCACAAACUUCAUGGUAUCUUUGUCUGGUCUGCUGAUGACUCAAUGGGAAAUGGUUUUCGCUUUGAGAAGCAAUCGCAGGCGCUCUUGGCUAUUCACUAG
Messenger RNA from Vicia faba (fava bean), 903 nucleotides. The record is from the annotation of a GenBank genome assembly. NCBI's taxonomy places the organism in Eukaryota, Viridiplantae, Streptophyta, Magnoliopsida, Fabales, Fabaceae.